Molecule: messenger RNA, 2326 nt
Organism: Sardina pilchardus (European sardine)
Lineage: Eukaryota; Metazoa; Chordata; Actinopteri; Clupeiformes; Clupeidae
Product: fibronectin-like
Exons: 13
Coding region: 140-2326 (728 amino acids)
Molecular function (GO): GTP binding; zinc ion binding; protein binding
Source: RefSeq, a predicted model, not a curated record
AGUAGGCUACAUAACCUGACUGUCUGGAAGUUGUCUUGUGACUUCGUACUUCGACCACAGCCGUACAGAUUUUAUACGGCUCUGAUUUCGACGAACAUCCACUGAUUGUGAGAACUCUUCGUCUUGCCAUGCUUUCAUCAUGAGUCACCCUGACCUGAUGGACGUUGAUGUCAGUAUGGCUGAGAAGUCGCCUCAAUAUGAGGAUCAAGAUAAAGUCGCUUUGGCCAAAGAGAGAAACUUCAGAGAGGUGAAUGCAGAGAAUCCCACCAGAAGACUCCAAGAAGAUUUAGAAGCUGAGGUAAACAAACUUGAAAUAGGACUCCAUGAUGACAAGAAUUGGGAGAACCUUCCUACAGAUGAUAAUCUAGAUGAGAGAGUGGGUUCUGGUAAACAAAGGAGUCAUCAUGGCAGACACUCACCAGUGCCCAGUGUAAUGUCCAUGAAGAGCGACCAGUCAUUGGAUCACUCUAUUCAUUUUACAGGAGGAAGUAAAGGCACUAGGAUUGAUUUAGAUAAACUAGACUCUGUGAGCUGUUGGUCUUCAGUAUGUGAGCUGUCAGAGAAUUCUACUCAUUUUGCCGCUAGUCAACACUCAACAGAACCUGGGGGUGUUCUCUGUGCUGUUUGCCCAAAGAGGGCUUUCAAGUCCUGCCUGACCUGCAUGGCCUCCUUCUGUGGGAUCCACGUUAAGCCGCAUUACACAGCUCCAGCACUGCAGAGACACAAGCUGGUGGAGGCCACUGAAGACCUGGAGCAGAGACUGUGCCCACGACACAACAGAGAGCUGGAGUUGUACUGCAGGACUGACCAGACGGCAAUAUGUGUACUGUGUGUGGCAGUGGGACACAAUGGUCAUGAUGUAACAGAACUGGGAAACCAUCAGCAAAUGCAAAUAUACUCGCCAGAAAUGGAAAAGAAGACAGCUGUCCCUCCUCCUGGGCCCAUUGAGUUCUCCUCAGUGAAGCCAGACUCUGUGUGUGUGUGCUGGGGACCUCCUGAGGGACUGCCUGGACCCCACACAUUCAGGGUCACAUGGACGGGUGAAGGGAACCAGGAGCAACUGGAAGUGCAGGACCUGAAACUACAUGUGCAGGAGCUCUCUCCAGGAGAGAAGUACACAUUUACUGUGGCCACCCUCACUGAUGACGGCAGACAGAGUCCAUGUGUGUCUGCAACUGUGCAAACAGAUAUUCCUCCACCUGGGUGCAUUGUUGUAGAAAUGGAUCUACCAUCAGUGUCAGUGAAGUGGAGCAAACCAGCAGGAGUUGAUCAGGCCUCAUACUUGCUGACCCUCAGCUGUGAUGGGAAACGUCUACAGACUACUUCCACCAAAUCUCUUCAUCACUGUUUUUCUGGAUUGGAAAUUGGGAAAGAAUACAACAUCACUGUUUCCACUAUAUUAAAAGGGGGUCAAAGCAAGCCCCUCUCUAAAAUCAUCAGAACAAGUGUUCCAGUCCCAGAGAAUCUGACUGUAGGCUCAGUGACUCCUACAUCAGCUGUUCUUAGCUGGAGUCUGCAUCAGGAGAUGGAGCAGAUUCCACACAGAUUCCUGAUCUCCUACCACAGUGAAGGAGCUGAACCACAAGCCAUCUCUACAGAGUCCUGCAGCACAACUCUUACAGGCCUGCAGCCAGACACUCAGUACACUGUUACUGUCUGCUGUGAGCUCAGAAAUGGGGGGAUGAGUCGGGCUACUACAAGACCACUCCAGACAGAUACUUUUGGUCCCAAGAGGCUGUCAGUGGAUGUACUGGAUCCAGAGUCUGAUAAUAGAUGGAUGGCAGUUCUCAGCUGGAGUCUGCAUCAGGAGAUGGAGCAGAUUCCACACAGCUUCCUGAUCUCCUACCACAGUGAAGGAGCUGAACCACAGACCAUCUCUACAGAGUCCUGCAGCACAACUCUUACAGGCCUGCAGCCAGACACGCAGUACACUGUGACUGUCUGUACUGAGCUCCAGGGUGGAGAACAAGUGGAGAGCAAGAAGAGCAAGUCUGUAUCCACCACCCUCUACACAAGUGAAAGAAGGAUUGUGCUGCUCGGGAAAACAGGUGAAAGGAGGAUUGUGCUGCUCGGGAAAACAGGUGACGGUAAAAGCACUGCUGGAAACACUAUCCUGGAAGAAGAGCUUUUCAAGGUUGAUGCUGCUAAGCACUCAGUGACAAGCAAGUGUGAAGCUCACAGUAAGAUAAUCAAUGGGAGAAAAUAUACAGUGAUUGACACAUUCUUUGACACACACACUCCGGAGAAGACGUUAAAACAGGAAAUAGCUAAUUGUGUGCUGCAGCUCUAUGGCAACUUCCACUCUCACACUGAUCUUUUGGCCUGA